AAAUAAUUUGAGGAUCAUGAAUCAUGACAGUAUUUUAUGAUGACGUCUGCUGAUUCAUCCGUUCUUGUUAAUCGUCGCGAGGAAACGUCAGGCGCUGCUGUCAAAGGACACAUUAAACUUGAAGAUGGUUUGAACAUAAGGGAUCUUCUAGAUCUAAAGGAUGCAUUCCUUGAUAUAACUGAGGGAAGAUCAGAUAAAAUAUCAUACUCUGAAUUUAGAGAGGCAUGUCAGACAAUACUUGGAUCAACUCAUGAAGAGCAAUUGAAAGAACUCUACCUGCAAGUAGAUGUGGCAGGAGAAGGUCAUAUUGACUGGGACAUGUUCUGUUCUCAUCUUCUGCGGCAGUUUUAUGAAAAAGAUGAUAAAAUGAAAGCAACAAAGGUUCCUCAGUGGCAGCGACACCGUCCUAUUGGUAGCCCUCACAAAGAAACAGUUCAACAUGUCGAUAUAUUGCAGAACCCAAAACGAUACAUCACCAUCAGCAAGGAAGGUAUGAUCGGGAUAUGGGACAUGAAAAUGAGGAUGACCAACACACUCAAAGUGGAGAGUGGUUUAGUGAAGUCAAGAAAUCUUUGGAUAACCAGUAUGGCUGUGUUGCAUAACCUUCCACACAAAAUAGCCAUAGCAAGCACCAGCAAAGAAAUUAUGAUAUACGACCUACAGUCAAAGAAAGGCACAUCAUGUACCUGCCGUAUACAAGGACUUCCAUAUGCCCCACUCUCUCUGCAUUACUGGAGUAGUCAAAGUGAAUCUAUUCUCUGCUACGGUGAUGUUCAUGGGAAUGUAACUGCCUUCCUCUUCGACAAAACAGACUCUCCCAACCUUUUUGAACCUACCUCCAGACCCUCAUCCGAUAGUGACGGUGAAGAUGUUACAGAGGUGCUGUACGAUAAGAUCCUAGCAGGACAUUACGAACAUGUUAAAGUAGUCACUCACAGAGGUCACUCUGGGUGGACUAGGAAAGUGAUGUAUGCUCCACAUUUGGAUUUGAUAAUAAGCUGUUCAACUACCAGUACUAAUUCACUGGUCCUGGGGAUGAAAGAGAAAAACAAAACACUCAUGAGAACGACUGCGUUUAACGUGCCUCAAGGGGUUAAUUGUUUCGACUACAACCCGCACAUGAACAUUAUUGCUACUGGUGAUGUAGAUCUCAUGGUCAGACUGUGGAAUCCUUACGUUAAGAAGCCUGUUGGCGUCCUAGGAGGUCACAUGACAUCUGUAACACACGUAAUACUGAACGGCAGCAGAGGUCAACUAAUCAGUCUCAGCAUGGACAAGACGUUUAGAAUCUGGGAUGUUCAGAGACAAGCCUGUCUUCAGAGACUUACUGGCAUCCUUGCUAAGGGUCCCGAUGUUCUGUACUCACCUGUACCCGUGACACUCCUGUUCGACGAGCCCAAGAACCGGCUGAUAAUGAGCUCAAACAAUCUCCUCUCCAUCAUGGACAUGAAACCAGAGAUGAAAGACAGGAUACUCAGUCACGAGAAACCCAUAACCUGUACUAAAUAUAUUGGCAGAACCAAACAGAUUCCAUUCUACCAGGUUUCCUCAGCCUGUCAGGGGUCCACAAUCACACUCUGGAACAUCGACACCGGACAGAAACUCAAACAGAUCACAAACGCACACGGAGAGUCUGAGAUAACAGCGAUGGUGAUAGACCUCCCCAGUAAACUCCUCUCAGGAAGCAGUGAUGGGACCAUCAAGAUCUGGGACAUCAACACAACCGCCUGUCACAGGGUCCUACAGGCUGGGAGAGAGGGCCCUGUUGAUAUUCUACAGGUCCUCUGUAUAAAGAGGCGAGUGAUAGCAGUGGGCUGGGAACGUGAUAUCUGCGUCUUCAGAGACAAGCAGCUAAUGAGCAGUGACUUUAACAUAACCCCUGAUGAGUGGAGCGGGAAGAGGGCCCACUCUGAGGACAUCAUGUGUGCUGCUUACCAUGCACCAGGACACUUAGCUACAGCUAGUGCGAAUGGAGAGAUAGUGCUAUGGAACCCAAACAGUGAGAAUAAGAUAAUGAAACUAGAGAGUCGCUCCAGUCAAGCUAUGAAAACACAGAGUACAGUUGAAAUGAUGUUGAUACUGGAAACAAGGCUAGAGAACCCGAAAGAGGCAGCUCUGGUGACGUGCGGGCAGAACGGUUGGGUCCGGUUCUGGAACUUACACAGUGGUAGCUGCGAGGGAGAGUUCAUAGCGCACCCUAACGUUGACAGCAUCACAAUGGCAGUUGAUCCAGAAAACCACCUGUUAGUGACGGCCGACACCUCCGGAGAAAUGAAGACCUGGCUUAUUGAAGGGUUCUGUGAUGGCACUGUGCUGGAUGAGGAAGCUGAACCCCUUCUUAAACCUGUGAUCUACAGACAGUGGACGGGGCACGGGGAAUGCAUCACGGAGGUGGAGGUGUGUGUCCGUGGUAACAGGGUUGUCAUAGUGAGUGCCAGCAGUGACUGCUCUCUCAAACUCUGGGCUCCUGACGGCAUGUGCAUUGGAACUUUCGGACAGGAAGAACAUUGGAAGCUGGAGUCGAUAGAGAUAGCGCCAGUACCUACCGUUCAAUCUGUGUUAGCAGAGAGGCAGAGAGAGGAAUCCUUGAUAUCUGAAAUAACGGAAGAGGAUGAUUUUGAGGAUGAUUUUGGGUUUGACAUGGACGAUGACCUGACCUCCGCCGACUUUGAUCCGAAUUACAGCUACGAGACAUGGAACACAACUAUACUAGGAAAGUCGUACGCAAACCAGAGAUCGCAAAAAAGACCCAGACGCCAGCCUCACAACUAUGCAAGACUGCCCCAAGUUGGGGCUGACCAGCGACCAAUAUCUGGUACACAGAUGGGUGGCCCUUCACAGGUACUGAAAGUUAGCGAUUUAGACUCGAUAGGGAUGCCUCAACGCCCCGACUUCAUGAUGAAUCCACACAAAUACUUUUCCGACGGUUUUUCAGACAUCCAAUCGAAAGGGGCCAAGUUACCGCCUCUCAGCUCCAGUGAAGUUAAAACAUCUCUGAAGUUUGAUGAGAAGAGUCUGUUCCCCAAGCACCUGUUGGAGGCUAGCAAGGAAGGGACAGCUGUACGGGGCCGCCGAAACAAGCCUGGUGGUAAAGCGGGGUCUAGUACCCGAGCCAGCAGUAGUUCCAACAACAAAACACCCACGAUACUGCCACGACUUCGGGCUACUGCCUUCUAGAUUAAUAUUCCACUUCAGAGCAUUGUAGGACUGCUGAUGUAGCUCCUUUAAGUUCAGAGCAUUGUAGGACCGCUAGUGUAGCUCCUUCAGAGCAUUAAGUAGGACCGCUGGUGUAGCUCCUUCAAAGCACUGUAGGACAACUGGUGUAGCUCCUUCAAAGCAUUGUAGGACCGCUGGUGUAGCUCCUUCAGGAUAGUUUUACAGCGAACUUUGAAAUAUCAGAUAGUAUUCGUGUCGUUGGUAGUAGGGCCUCUAAAACGAGAUGAAGUUUAAGUUAAGCUGUGGCUUCUGAGCUGAGCUCAUACGUUUGUAACUAUUAGUAUUAUAUCACUGGCCAAUCUUAAUUGCAAUGUUUAUGGAUGCGUAACUUGUGUUUCUUCAAUGUAAAUUUGUACAUAAACUGUAAAUAGGAUGAGCCGAGCCUACAGCUAUAGGGCAGAGAUUGAGAUAUUAAUAUUAUUAUUAUUCAGAUUUUCAGUAAAUAAGUGUUAUAAUAUAACCCUAUCAAAUUUUUAUAGCGUCCUUUUACAUGCUGAAAUUUAGAUUGAAAUCACAAAAUGGGUGUUUAUUUUGAUUUGUAUAGUUUUAAUUUGGUACCGCUGUAAUAUUCCAUUUAAUUGCAAAGUUUUAUUCACAAAUUUUAA
Messenger RNA from Bolinopsis microptera, 3821 nucleotides. Its product is annotated as WD repeat-containing protein 49-like. The transcript is spliced from 27 exons. Lineage: Eukaryota; Metazoa; Ctenophora; Tentaculata; Lobata; Bolinopsidae. Bases 37 to 3177 code for a protein of 1046 amino acids. The record is from RefSeq and is a predicted model, not a curated record. Gene Ontology annotation, molecular function: calcium ion binding; protein binding.